Carlito syrichta (Philippine tarsier) is the source of this 2200-nucleotide messenger RNA. RefSeq names its product sodium channel epithelial 1 gamma subunit (gene SCNN1G). Gene Ontology annotation, molecular function: ligand-gated sodium channel activity. Lineage: Eukaryota; Metazoa; Chordata; Mammalia; Primates; Tarsiidae. The coding region runs from base 21 to 1979 and encodes 652 amino acids. Gene Ontology annotation, biological process: sodium ion transmembrane transport. The record is from RefSeq and is a predicted model, not a curated record. The transcript has 12 exons. Gene Ontology annotation, cellular component: membrane.
CUCAAAGUCCCAUCCUGGCUAUGGCUCCCGGAGAGAAGAUCAAAGCCAAAAUCAAGAGGAAUCUGCCCGUGACAGGGCCCCAGGCGCCGACCAUUAAAGAGCUGAUGCGGUGGUACUGCCUCAACACCAACACUCACGGCUGCCGCCGCAUCGUGGUGUCCCGCGGCCGCCUGCGCCGCCUGCUCUGGAUUGGGUUUACGCUGACUGCCGUGGCCCUCAUCUUCUGGCAGUGCGCCCUCCUCGUCUUCUCCUUCUACACCGUCUCUGUCUCCAUCAAGGUCCACUUUGAGAAGCUGGAUUUCCCGGCAGUCACCAUCUGCAACAUCAACCCCUACAAGUACAGUGCUGUGCGCCACCUUCUAGCUGACUUGGAACAGGAGACCAGAGAGGCCCUGACAUCCUUGUACGGCUUUUCAGAGAUUAAGUCUCGGAAACGCCGAGAGGCAGAGACCUGGGAUCCAGCCGCGGAAGGCACUCAGCCCAAAUUCCUCCACAAGUUCCCACUGCUGUUGUUCGAUCAGGAUGAGAAAGGCAAGGCCAGGGACUUCUUCACAGGGCAGAAGCGGAAAGUCAGUGGGAGCAUCAUUCACAAGGCUUCCAAUGUCAUGCAUGUCCACGAGUCCAAGCAGGUGGUGGGAUUCCAACUGUGUCCAAAUGACAGCUCUGACUGUGCCACCUACACCUUCAGCUCGGGGGUCAAUGCCAUUCAGGAGUGGUAUAAGCUACACUACAUGAACAUCAUGGCACAGGUGCCUCUGGAGAAGAAAAUCAACAUGAGCUACUCUGCCGAGGAGCUGCUGGUUACCUGCUUCUUUGAUGGAGUGUCCUGUGAUGCCAGAAACUUCACACUUUUCCACCAUCCAAUGCAUGGGAAUUGCUACUCGUUCAACAACAGAAAAAAUGAGACCACCCUCAGUACCUCCAUGGGGGGCAGUGAAUAUGGACUUCAAGUCAUCUUGUACAUAAAUGAAGAGGAAUACAACCCAUUCCUGGUGUCCUCUACUGGAGCUAAGGUGAUUAUCCAUCAGCAGAAUGAAUACCCCUUCAUCGAAGACCUGGGAACAGAGAUUGAGUCAGCAAUGGCCACCUCCAUUGGAAUGCACCUGACGGAGUCCUUCAAGCUCAGUAAGCCCUACAGUCAGUGCACGGAGGACGGGAGCGACGUGCCAAUCAAGAACAUCUACAAUGCUGUCUACUCCCUUCAGAUCUGUCUUCACUCGUGCUUCCAGACAAAGAUGGUGGAGAAAUGUGGGUGUGCCCAGUACAGCCAGCCUCUACCUCCGGCAGCCAACUACUGCAACUACCAGCAGCACCCCAACUGGAUGUAUUGCUACUACCAACUGCACCGAGACUUUGUCCAGGAAAAGCUGGGCUGCCAGUCAGUGUGCCGGGAAGCCUGCAGCUUUAAGGAGUGGACACUAACAACCAGCCUGGCACAAUGGCCAUCUGAGGUUUCGGAGAAAUGGUUGCUGCCUGUUCUCACUUGGGACCAAGGCCAGCAGAUAAACAAGAAGCUCAACAAGACAGAUUUGGCCAAACUCUUGAUAUUCUACAAAGACCUGAACCAGAGAUCCAUCGUGGAGAGUCCAGCCAACAGUAUCGAGAUGCUCCUGUCCAACUUCGGAGGCCAGCUGGGCCUGUGGAUGAGCUGCUCGGUCGUCUGUGUCAUCGAGAUCAUUGAGGUCUUCUUCAUCGACUCCCUCUCUAUCAUUGCCCGCCGCCAGUGGCAGAAAGCCAAGGAGUGGUGGAGCCGGAGGCAGGCUCUCCCCUGCCCCGAGGCUCCCUCCAGCCCAAGGGGCCAGGACAAUCCAGCCCUGGAUAUAGACGAUGACCUGCCUACUUUCACCUCUGCUUUGCACAUGCCUCCAGCUCCAGGAUCCCAGGUGCCUGGCACACCACCCCCCAGAUACAAUACCUUGCGCUUGGAGAGGGCCUUCUCCAACCAGCUCACAGAUACCCAGGUGCCAGACGAGCACUGAGGCAGAGUUUAGAAGAAAGAUCUAGUCAGGACCACCAGCCAUGGUUUGAGGACUUAGACCCGGUCUCCCAGACAUGGAGGGCCCUCUGCCCUCACCCGCUCUGGGCUUUUCAAGGACACUGACUAAAAGCCUGCUUUGAACAACGAGAUGGUACCGAGGCAUGUGCAGGAAGACCCGUUGGGCACUACCCAGCAAUACAUGCAACUGUCCAGGAUGAGAUA